Messenger RNA from Cladocopium goreaui, 975 nucleotides. Lineage: Eukaryota; Dinophyceae; Suessiales; Symbiodiniaceae. The record is from the annotation of a GenBank genome assembly.
AUGAGGCAACUAGGGGUGGAAGACGAACUGAAAGGAGAGCUGCAGACGAAAGGUUUUGAGACAUUUGGUUCUCUGGCAUUCGCAGUAUCGACAACCCCGCAACAGAUCACAGAUGCGAUUCUGGAUGCAUGGCUCUUGAAGGUAACUCCAAGCCAUGCACUGGUGGAUCUUUGCGUUAACAUGUUGGAGCAGAAUGUUUUAACUUGGAUCAAACCGGAGGAGUGUACAUCACGAUCACAGGAGAUCCAGAGUUUGAAGCGCGACCCAAAGGUGUCACUGGAUGCAAGCGGGACCAUCAAGAUCACGUCCAAGACGGUGAGCACCACCUGCGCUGUCAGCUCAGAGCUGGACCUUAGAAAUGCUCUGCAACGCAGAUCUCUAGCAAUGGACCAAGCCAAACUCUGUUCAUUUAAGGAGAUAGAAUUGUGGGUACAACAUCUGUUUCUAUCGCAUGAAAGAGCUCAACCAUCAGGCUUUGCUUCAGUCACUCUGCAGCAGAUCAUUGAAUGCGACAAGCAGAUGUUCAUCCGUGCGUCCAACAAUCUAGUUGGCCAGCUGCAGGGUGAACCGGGCAGCUCCAUGACGCCCUUGGACAAGGAAAUCAGGGCGCUGCGAACAUCCCCUGAGUUGAUGCCAUACCUGAUGCCUAUGCCAGUCCGGCCUGCACCCAAGACCAAUCCUAAGCCAGACAAGAGGCCGACAUCCGACGCAUCCGAUCGCCCUGGUAAGUAUCAGAAAGGUAAGGGCAAAGGCAAGACAAAGGGCAAGACAAAGACCAAGUCAGGCUCCAUUGACAUCCCGCCUGACUGUGUGACAAAGACGCCAGAGGGCAAACCGCUGUGUUUUGCCUUCAACAAGGGCGUGUGUGGAUUUAAAGGAUCCGGCCCAAGAUGCCAAAGAGGAUAUCACCUGUGCUACAAGCAGGGCUGUCAUAAGCCCAAGCCCUAUCAUGAAUGCAGUCACUCAACCGAGUGA